Molecule: messenger RNA, 862 nt
Organism: Sclerotinia trifoliorum
Lineage: Eukaryota; Fungi; Ascomycota; Leotiomycetes; Helotiales; Sclerotiniaceae
Source: the annotation of a GenBank genome assembly
GCAACCCCGACAAAACAAGCAACUAUUUACUCCGUACUGAGGAAUUCAUGAGCUUACGCAUUGCAACACAACUAUCAUCGGAAACUACUUCACUAAUAAUAUCUCAAGCUUCGCAAAUAGUUGAGCUGGCAAAGCCCGCGCUUUCAGAAAAUGAAAGUUAAGAUCAGAACGUGGAAUGCCGUCGCUACUUGGAGGUGGGAUCUUGAUGAGGAUGAUGUCUGUGGUAUUUGUCAGGUACAUUUCGAUGGGACAUGUCCUACUUGCAAAUAUCCUGGCGAUGACUGUAGUUUGUGUACGAUUUUUCUCAUUCUUCACAGUGUUGCAUUCACGAUCUUGCAGUACAGCUACUUAUGAGUCGAAAAUAGUAUCAGGGAAAUGCGGGCACAAUUUCCAUAUGGUUAGUUUCGACAUCACACUGAUUGACGAAACAAACAUUGACAAAGAUUCAGCAUUGCAUAGUAGAGUGGAUUAAACAGGAUUCUUCUAAAGGACAAUGUCCCAUGUGCAGACAGAGUAAGAUCAUUUGAGAGUCGAGGAGAUCAUCGCAAAAGAUAUUGACUGAUUGUGCAGAAUUCGAGUGGACCGACAAUACGACGGCACCAGAGCCGGUUCAAUCUUCAUGAUCAAAAAUGCCCUUGUAUGGGAGCGAAAACAUACGACUUCCGAGUCACUACUACCAAGAAUAGGGGAUUAUUCUAUGUUAUACGGCGUUGGUCAUGUAAAUAAAAAGCAAGUUGGGCAGGCGUUGGACGGUGAUAUUUGAUACCCUCGGAUUAUACGCAGAAUACAUGAAUUUUUGGUCGCAAUGUGCGGAGCCUUAGAUCGAAUUUUAAUGUCUUAUCGGAAUAUGAAUACACUCGAA